This is a messenger RNA of Letharia lupina, 1149 nucleotides long. RefSeq lists its product as uncharacterized. Gene Ontology annotation, molecular function: ATP binding; cAMP-dependent protein kinase activity. The record is from RefSeq and is a predicted model, not a curated record. Gene Ontology annotation, biological process: peptidyl-serine phosphorylation. Gene Ontology annotation, cellular component: nucleus; cAMP-dependent protein kinase complex. Bases 1 to 1149 code for a protein of 382 amino acids. Lineage: Eukaryota; Fungi; Ascomycota; Lecanoromycetes; Lecanorales; Parmeliaceae. The transcript has 6 exons.
AUGGCAACCGCGAAAUUCAAAUCCCACUUCCACGCUCCUCACGGCCAUAAAUUGUUCCGUACCAACAGCAGCAACUUGGCCAAUGAUAAGCCAAUUGACGAGGAACAGAAGCAGAAAGAGAAGAACUUUAUAGCAUGCUUCGAGUGCAAUGGGCCUCCUCUUUCGCCAAGUCAGAUUGCGGAAAACCCUCGCAGCAAAGAGGUCGGGGUUGCGUCCAAACAAUUACGAGUGGGAGACUUUGAAUUGAUCAAGACUAUUGGGACUGGUACCUUUGCGCGUGUAUGGCUGUCUCGUUUAGCCGGGUCUCCAAAGGAGGGACAAAAAGUUUUCGCUCUGAAGAUACUCCGCAAGGUCGAUAUCAUUCGUUUGAAGCAAGUAGAACAUAUCAAAAAUGAACGAAACACGCUCUCUGCUGUAGCCGGCCAUCCCUUCAUUACAACCAUGAUUACCAGCUUCUCGGACCGGGAUUGUCUGUAUAUGCUACUCGACUAUUGCCCUGGAGGCGAGGUCUUCACAUACUUGCGAAGAGCACGUCGCUUUGACGAAGACACUUCACGUUUCUACGGUGCAGAAAUUGUACUAAUACUGGAGUUCCUCCAUGAUAUGAAGGGCAUUGCGUAUCGCGAUUUGAAACCAGAAAACAUCCUUCUUGACUCCGAGGGCCACUUGAAACUCGUGGAUUUUGGGUUUGCAAAGGAAAUCUCGAAUCGGCACGGUACUGCCGUCGAUUGGUGGGCGUUUGGUAUCCUCAUUUACGAGUUCCUCGUUGGACAGCCGCCAUUCUGGAAUCAAAACCCAAUGAAGAUCUAUGAGCUGAUCAUAGAAGGAAAGGUCAAAUAUCCUCAGUGGAUGUCAUCCAAUGCCCGCGACCUCAUUGGCAGUCUCUGUACCGUCAAUCCAUCUCAGCGGCUUGGCAAUAUUUCCAGCGGUGGUGUCAACGGCACCGCUCUUGUGAAGUCUCACCCGUUCUUCGAGACCAUUGACUGGGACGCCUUGUAUCAUCGAAGGAUCAAAAGCCCUAUCAUCCCAAAAGUCAAACAUGCAGCUGACGCUAGUAACUUCGACAAUUACGACCCCCCUUCGGAGAGCCAGAGCGGAUACUCCAAGGAUAUGGCGCAGAAGUACGAUCACGAGUUCAAAGACUUUUGA